Messenger RNA from Conger conger (European conger), 9602 nucleotides. RefSeq names its product latent-transforming growth factor beta-binding protein 2-like. Gene Ontology annotation, molecular function: calcium ion binding. Lineage: Eukaryota; Metazoa; Chordata; Actinopteri; Anguilliformes; Congridae. The record is from RefSeq and is a predicted model, not a curated record. The transcript has 40 exons. Bases 510 to 6578 code for a protein of 2022 amino acids.
UCUGUGGGAGCAGGAUUCAAACCAGAGAACUUUCAGUUUGAGCCGUAGUGCAGUUUCAGACUUGGAAUCGCAUCUCUGCCUGCAGUUUUCACUUUGGAGAAAAACAUGAGAUGUAACGGGCGGAUAAAUAUUUAACGCAAUCAAUGAGAUACGCAACAUCUCCUUGUGAUAACUGAUAACAGAGCGACGCUGUGAAACGAGUUUCUCUCAUUUUAUCGUUCGCAUUUUUAUUUUCGAGAGCAAUUUGUUGCCUUUUUUGCAGUUGCGCCUUGAAAGUUUACCUGUGCAUUAUGAAAAGGACAAAUCAAUGAAAUCUACACGCUUGUUUGUGCAUUUAUUUUCAUUGACAGCUUUCUUCCCUCGAGUGAAAGAAAAUCCCGCUUAGGUUCUGAUUGCGGAUGACUUUAGUUUAGAAUCGAACCUUAUAAAGUGUAAUUGAAAAACAGCCGCAUUAUCAGAAUAAUAUUGGAUAAUUGUUUCUGUCUGUUGUUUUGUUUUUGCCUUUGAAGAUGGACAGAUUGGGGAUUUUGGUUUUAUUAGUAUUAACUAUCGUACUAGCGCAAGUAUGUUACAGUAAAAAGGACUUUGCAGGUGGCAGGCACGAAAGUGCAGGGGCUCGAGCUGUGUGGGAUCAGGGACGUGCCCGAGCCAGAAACCAGGGUCACAGUGCUGGGGGAAUUGGAGACGGUUCCUCGGCCCAGCAACCGACUGAAAGUUCGUACAGGACGCAUAACAAUAAUUCACGCUCAGACAGGGGGGUAGAACAGCUGAAAAGCGCACUGUCACAGCAAGAAAAUAGACACGCGACCGUGGCUGAGACUGGUAGCCCAGUUACGCCACAGAAAACGGAUGCAUCGUACAAGUUAUUGGACUCUACCGUUCCCUUGGACAGCACGCGCAGAACCCCAAAACAACGGACAGCUAGGAGCCCAUCUCAGCAAAGACACCGGAUAAAUACCAGGCAGAAUCCUGCUGGUAACGGAAAUAAACCCAGUACUGCAAGCCUGAGGCGUCUUGUUGGGCCCAAUGUCUGCGGAGGACAGCAGUGCUGCUCUGGAUGGGCCGUGGCCCCAGGGACUAACCGAUGCAUUAAGCCUGACUGCCAGCCCCCCUGCCAGAACCGGGGCUCCUGCAGCCGGCCCCACACCUGCGUGUGCCGCUCGGGGUUCCAGGGCGCCCACUGCGAGGAGGUGGCCCCAGAGCAGGUGUACAUCCGGUCGGGCACCUCCCGGGCCCUCAUGCCCGUCCGGCCGGGCAGCGGCCCCCAGCAGCAGCAGCGCAGGAGGCCCAGUGAGCGGCAGGCCGCGGACAGCGCCAGUGGCGGCAGGGCUCAGACUCCCAGACCGCAGGCCCCAGUCACGAGACCGCCCCUCGCCACCGCGUCCCAGGUGAGACGAGGAUCGUCUGACUCCUCCCCCCAGCAAACAGGGACGUCCCGGACCGUGAAGCGCUACCCGUCAUCCAGCUGGCCAAUCACCUCCAAUGCUCUGCCCAAUGGGAACGGCAACGGACAUCAGAGCAACCAGAGGCUCCCCCUCAACCGCCAGGGGAGCGACAACCUCAACAAUGCUGUGGCCCCAAUUGGAGCCAACCUCACCUCCAACCUGGACCGCAUCAAGAUCGUCUUCACGCCCAUGGUCUGCCGCCGGACCUGCAGCGGCGGCCGCUGCUUCAACAGCUGCCAGAAGGGCGACACCACCACCGUCUACAGCGAGAACCAGAACCAGCAGCCCAAGUCCCAGGGCUUCCGCAUGUUCUUCUGUCAGCUUCCCUGCAUGAACGGCGGACGCUGCAUCGGAAGGGACCAGUGCUGGUGCCCGUCAAACUCCACAGGGAAGUUCUGUCACCUCCCUGCCCCCCCUCCUCAGAAGCCCCCACCCACCAGGAAAGACGCUGUUCUGGCCGGAACCAACUCGCACUCCAUGUACACCCUGCCCCUGUCCAACCAGCAAGCUUCCAUGCACCCAUCCCUGGUGAAUGUGCACGUCCAGCACCCACCUGAGACUGAGGUGCAGAUCCACCAGGUGGCCCGGGUCAAGCCUGGCCAGACCCCCCCUGCAGGGCGGGACACCAGCGCAGACGGGGUGCACUCCGUGCAGCAGCGCUCCCAGCCAGGGAACGGGAAUGGGAACGGCAUCGGCAACGGAAAUGGCAACGGCUACACCAGGCCCCACCACCGGCAGAACGGCUAUGUGGGCAGGUGCUUCCAGGAGACCAUUGACGGACAGUGCGGUAAGCCACUUCCCGGCCUGACCAAACAGGAGGACUGCUGUGGCAGCGUGGGAGCCUCCUGGGGUCUGAACAAGUGCACAGAGUGUCCCCCCAAACCAGCCUAUGCAGUGAUUGCAAACGGCCAAGUUGAGUGCCCUAAAGGUUACAAGAGGAUGAACCUGACUCAUUGCCAAGACAUAAAUGAGUGCCUGAUGCCAGGGAUUUGUAAGAACGCUGAUUGUCUGAACACCAGAGGAAGCUACAGAUGCACCUGCAAGCCAGGAUACAUGCUGGAUGCAGCCAGGAGCCACUGCGUCUCGGAUAAGGCCAUCUCUGACAAGAAAGGCGUGUGCUACCGGUCCACGCCUGCCGGGACCUGCUCCCUGCCCCUGGCCCAGCACAUCACCAAGCAGAUCUGCUGCUGCAGCCGCGUGGGAAAGGCCUGGGGCCCAGCCUGUGAACGUUGCCCUGUGCUCGACACCGACCAUUUCAAGGAGAUCUGCCCGGCUGGCCAUGGCUACACCUACUCCAGGUCAGACAUACAGAUCUCACUGCGGCAGGUGGAGGAGGAGGAGCUGAGGAGGUCCGACACAUCCCAGCACCCACUGCCUCCUCCUCACCACCAUCAACCCCAGCAACCCCAAAUCCCACAGUAUCCCCCGUUCAUUCACCCUGACACUCCCAGGACACCCAUCUGGCAACCAGAAGAUGGUGAAAUAUUGAGAACACCUGCUGGUGCAACAGAUUCACCCUCAAGGUAUUCAGAUGUGGAAGCGAGGACCACCCCCCACUAUCCCAUCGACCCAUAUCCAGAGUCGGAGGACUGGGACACCACAUCCAUAAACACUGCCACCCAGGUCCCAGAUGUCGACAGGUGUUCUGUCACCCCCACCAUCUGUGGCCCUGGGGUGUGUGUGCCAGUGCAGACGGGCUAUACCUGCCACUGUCACCCUGGCUACCAGCUCAAUGCACGGCGGACUAACUGCGUGGACGUGAAUGAAUGCGACAGCGAUCCCUGCGAAGGCAAAGGACACUGCGUGAACAGUUUUGGCUCCUACACUUGCCACUGCUACACAGGUUACAGCCAGGUCAUCACUCAGAACAAGAGGUUCUGCCAAGAUGUGAAUGAGUGUGACAUGUCCAACAAGUGUCCGGGCAGCCGCUGCAUCAACACAGAGGGAUCCUACACCUGCGAGUGCGAGAGCGGCUAUGCCCAGAACUGGAGAGGGCAGUGUGAGGACGUAGACGAGUGCCGAAUCCCCAACGCUUGUCCCGAAGGAAGAUGUCUGAACACGCCCGGCUCCUUCCAAUGUCUGGGCUGCGGCCCUGGGUUCAAGGCGGCUGGCGGGAGGUGUCUGGAUAUCAACGAGUGUCAGACCCCUGGGGUGUGUGCCCACGGCAGGUGUGUCAAUAUGGAGGGCUCGUACACCUGCAUUUGUAAACCUGGCUAUCAAUCUAGCCCAGACAACAACAGUUGCCAAGAUGUGGAUGAAUGUCAGCUCUCAGGAGUGUGCCUUCAGGGCAGGUGUGUGAACCUGGAGGGGACCUACAGGUGCAGCUGUAACCUGGGAUACCAAGCCAGCCAUGACGGCACACUCUGCGAAGAUAUUGAUGAAUGUGCAACCAGGAAUGUGUGCCCUAAUGGACUGUGCACCAACACUGAAGGUUCCUACUCGUGCUCCCACUGCAGGCCAGGAUAUGUUCGUUCAGCCAAUGAGCAGAAAUGUGAAGAUGUGGACGAGUGUGCUCAGGGGACAGUUUGUCCAACUGGGGUCUGCACCAACACAGAGGGCUCUUUUACCUGUGAGCAGUGCCAGAGCGGCUAUAGGCUUUCCCAGGACAAGCAGAGGUGUGAGGAUGUGGAUGAGUGUCUCACUCCUUCUGUGUGCCACAAUGGGAUUUGCUUGAAUGCUGAGGGCUCCUACUCCUGUGUCCCCUGCCCCACUGGCUACAUUGUGUCUGCGGAUGGAGAGCUUUGCAAUGACAUCGAUGAAUGUGCGUCAGUCGCAACGUGUCCUACGGGAACCUGCAUCAACACAGAAGGUUCCUUCAGGUGUGUCUCCUGUCGGCCUGGCUACAGAGUGGCGGAGGAUGGGGAGUGUGAAGAUGUGGACGAGUGCUCACAGCCAGACGCGUGCCCUGACGGGCUGUGCAGAAACACAGCCGGCUCUUUCUCCUGCGUGGUCUGUGGAACAGGCUACAGGGUGGCUGCAGACGGCACCACGUGUGAAGAUGUGGAUGAAUGCCUGGUGGUGAACGUGUGUCCGGACAGACUGUGCCGUAACACCGUGGGCUCAUUCUCCUGCAGCAGCUGUGGUACAGGGUACACUCUGAGUGAGGACGGGUAUGGCUGUGAAGAUAUAGACGAAUGCCUGUCCCCGGGAAUAUGUCCGUCAGGUGUGUGCACCAAUACGGAGGGCUCCUACUCCUGCACGUUCUGCGAUGCUGGCUACACCAUCUCUCCUGACAGGCACAACUGUGAAGACAUAAACGAGUGUGAAGACGAGAGCCGCUGUCUGGGAGGGGAGUGCACCAACAGCCCCGGCUCCUACAGCUGUGUCUGUCCCCCCGGCUUCCAGCUGGAGGACGGGACCUGCAGAGACAGGGACGAGUGUAAGGAGUACGGCAGCAGCGUGUGCGGCUCCUGGCGCUGUGAGAACACCCUGGGGUCCUACCGCUGCUUCAUGGACUGCCAGCCAGGCUUGGAGACCGGAGACUGCGAUAUUGAUGAGUGUGUCAACGAAACAAUCUGCGGAGACCAUGGGUUCUGUGAGAACACGGACGGCUCGUACCGCUGCCAGUGUGACCUGGGGUACACCAACUCCCCAGACGGUCCUGAGUGUAUGGACAUCAACGAGUGUGAGAUGAGCACAGCGCUCUGCGGGCCCUUCCUGUGUGAGAAUGUGGAGGGAACCUUCCUGUGCAUCUGCCCCAAUGAGAACGAGGAAUUCAACCCGGUCACCGGCCAAUGCCUGAGCCGCUCUGGGAUGCUGGACCCGAUAGACGCUCCCCAGCCUGGUCCAGCGCCCUCCGAUGACCAGGAGAGGAAGCAGUGCUACUACAACAUCAACGACGCCAACUUCUGCGACAACGUGCUGUCUGGCAACACCACCAAGGAGGAGUGCUGCUGCACUGUGGGAGCUGGCUGGGGGGACAACUGCGAGAUUCACCCGUGCCCCUUCCCCGGAAGAGCGGAAUACAACCAGCUGUGUCCGCACGGAAAAGGCCUGCUGCCCCUGCGCAGCCCGACCCAGGGCUUCGGGCAGCUGCUCUACAAAGAUGCGGACGAGUGCGAGAUGUUUGGGACUGAGAUCUGCGAGGCCGGCCGCUGCUCCAACUCGUACUCCUCGUACUCCUGCUUCUGCCGCACUGGCUACUACUACGACACGGUCCGGCUGGAGUGCGUGGACCACGACGAGUGCCAGGCGGAGAACAUGUGUGUGGACGGAAGCUGUUUCAACACCCCCGGCUCCUUCAACUGCUUCUGCAGCCCCCCCAUGAUCCUGGACCAGACCCGCCGGCGCUGCAUCGCCGUCAACGCCUCCGAGGAGAACCUGGACCUGGAUGACGACUAUCACAUGGACAUCUGCUGGCAGGACCUGAAAGGGGAUAACAUGUGCUCACACCCCCUGGUGUCCAGAAGGACCACCUACACCGAAUGCUGCUGUCUGUUUGGAGUGGCCUGGGGCAGCCAGUGUGCCUUCUGUCCUAUCAGGAGCUCCGACGACUACGCCUCACUGUGCAACCUGCCCAGACUAGUUAUAGAAGAUUCUGACAGUCUGCGGGAGAGGCCGGGCUAUGAGUACGGCCCUGACGGAUCAGAGGGCACCGAUAGCACCCUGUACUGGGGCGGUUACGGGCCUGGUGCCGGCGGAAACUACUACAACACUUUGGGAUCUGAGUACGGCCCCCAAGACCCCCAGCCAGGCCCCUUCUACCCUGAGCCAGACACUAAUGAUGACUACGGCUCCCGUGAAGCAGUGAGAAUCCCGGUACACAGACCCAGGGAGUUCCAGCCCCACCUAGUGGACCCACACAGUGAGCGCUAUGACGGGUUCGAGGGGCUGCAGGCGGAGGAGUGCGGCAUCCUGAACGGCUGUGAGAACGGCCGCUGUGUUCGCGUGCGCGAGGGCUACACCUGCGACUGCUUCGACGGCUAUGAGCUCAACCUCGCCAAGAUGGCCUGCAUCGAUAUUAACGAGUGCGAAGACAUCGGCGACAAGGUGUCGCUGUGCAAGAACGGAGUGUGCGCCAACACGGAGGGCUCGUACCGCUGCACCUGCCUGCCUGGGUUCCAGGCCUCCGCCAGGCCCCACGAGUGUAUCCCAGAAGUCCAAGCGCCUUCCCAGAGGGAGGCUGGGAAGUGAGGGCGUUUACCCAGUGCAGCUUUCCGUACUCUCGCCCCCUCCCCUCCCUCUGUCUCUCAGCCCACACCACCGCCCCCAGCCCUCUCCCUGGGCUUGGCACUCAACUUCCAAUAGUAAAGCAGGAAUGUCAGCCCUCCCCUCAGAGCACACACACACGUGUAUACACACACACACACACACACACACACAUAUAGACACAUGCACAUACAGACACACACAUACACAUGUGCACACACACAUACACACACAUAUAGACACAUACACACACACACAUAUAGACACAUACACAUACAGACACACACAUAGACAUACACACGUGCACACACACAUAUACACAUAUACACACAUACACAUACACACGUGCACACACACAUAUAGACACAUACACAUACACACACUCACACACACACACACACACACACAUACAGAUACAGACACAGUCACAGUCACACACACACACUAAAGGACCCGGGUGGGAAAGAGCUGUGCAGUGAAUGUAUUGCAUGGGAUUUGUUACUUAGCUCUGUUUGCAUUUGCCUUAAAGGGAUCUCUAUGAGGAUUGACUCCAGGCAUUCCACGCCUCACUCCAACCUUAAUAGUCCAAUCAGGUUCUCUCACAUUUCCUGUCCUCAUGCAGAGUUUAAUGUACAUACACUUUUUUGGACAUUUUUUUCUUUGUUCUAUGAAUUAUUUAUUUCUUUUAGAGUAUAAAGCUUUUUAAACUAAUAGUGCUAAAUUAUGUUUUGUAAAAAAAUAUAUAUUAUAAAUAAUGAAUAAAUUCUGACUGGUCAUGUGGUUUGAAUUAUGAUUGUUCAGGAAAGAUUCGGCCCUUACAAAAAUGUCCUAGAGGACAGGCCAGUUCCUCUGCGGUCCUAUAGGAUGUUUUUGUAAGGGGGUAAGGAAAUGGGACAGAUCACAACCAUACAAGCAUCUGUAACCUGUGUUUUCUGUGCAAGCUCUUCACUACUCUAAGUCCUAAAACCAGUAUAUAAAGACCAUGUUGUUUCUUAUGGGCAGACACUUGGAUUUUAAAGGCCAUUUUCUUCAAGAUAUCAUAUCCACAAGCACAAAGCAGGAAAACCACUUUUCACAACAAGCACACUACAGUAGACCACUGGAACAUAUACAGUAGGUCCUUUAUUCUGAUAGAUAGAUAUGUUUGCAAAAUACAUUAUGCACCUUCAUAUUGUGGCAAACAUCUUUGGCCUUUUUAAGAUAAGGUAUGUUACAUUUUAAGUGAUACUUCUAAAUGAUUUAGUAUUGUUCCUUUUGACCAUCAUUUUAGUAACAAGAUUUUUUAAAAUCCCCACAAUAUUAACAGCAAGCAUGUGCGUGGUGCUGGACCCUCUUCAACUGUCACUCACUGGCUGUUUCUGGAUGGUCUGUGAAGUGGCUUCUUCUCAGAAACCCACAAAUGAUUCUAAUCGAAUGACCUACAGACGUUUAAGAGCAUGUCAUGUUUCUUGGGCUCUUAAAAAGCUGCAAGACUGUUUCACAACGGAAAAAGCUUGCCCCUGAGGACACACUGAGGCACAAACAUCCUAACUCCCUCUGUAACCUAGAUACACGGUCCCUAAUUGCCCCUUUUUUCUGGAGUUGGAAUCACCCAACCGACACAAUGUUCUCACAGUAUUCCUGCGUGUAAUGCAACAUUACAAUGCUACAACAUACAGCAACUGUCAGAGAAUCAUUGCAGGAAUGGGAUGUGGUAGCUUGGCGUGGUGUAAAUGUAUACGGCAAGAUAUUUUAUGUUUGAUGGUUUUUACAAGCCAGUCUUUGCUACACGGCUUGUGCAGGCAGCAGUGCUUCACAUACAUAUAUUUGGACAUGAAACAUGCAUGUAUCAGCACACAUACAGUAAGGCUAACGAUAGCGUGCUACAGAGCAAGCUCUCCAUUACUGUACAUGUUUACAGAGUGUAUUCAUAUUGUGUUUCUCAGAUCCCAUGUAAAAGCAUUCCCACGGAUACAGAAGAGAAUGCGAGACAAAGCUUUGUUGAAGGGGUUUGGAAUAUUUUGUACAGAUCUAGUAUUAUGUAAUUAAAUUCAUUGUGAUAUAUUAUAACUAGAUAUAUAGCACAACCAAUAUUUUUGUUUGACAAAAACCUUAAAAGAACCCAAAAAAACUAAAAAACAUUCAGUAUAAUUACUUAGCUAUGUAGAUUUUAUAUCUCUGUAAAAUUGUUUCUUUUUUUUUUUACAUAUCUUUAUGUAUGAGAUAAAAAUGGUUUACACUGUACCAUAGAAAGUGUAUGUAUCCUGCCCUGUGGAGCAGACAUUGGAAAUCAUUUUGGGGCUUGGCAGUACUCGGUAUCUAACACAGUCUAAAUGUGGUGCCAUGGAUGUGUGCAAACAGUCAACCCGAUUGCUUAACGAAUGAUCUGUGCCAUUGCAACUGUGCAUCAAGGAUAAAUGAGCGAUGAAAUGCUUUCACAUCACAUCUGGAUCAGAGUGGUACAUCCCAAGAAGUAGAGCACAGAUGUUUUGCUUUACUAAGUGCCUCACACUUGCUGAAGGAGAAGAAAUACAUACAAAUACAAGGAGAUGACAAUUCAUUUACAUUCUGGCUUUUCAAUAUGAACAACAAGUGACAGCUAUCUCUUCAAAGUGCUAACAUUGUGUCUGUGUCUAGAGAGAUCUUGCCAGCCUCUAAAAGUAACACGUGUCUUUUGUAUUAUUGGAUGUUGCCUUUUUCAAUGACUGAUGCCCUCAACCUGCAUUCUCUAGAGAAGGAAUUCUGUAUGCAGUGGCUACUACGACGUAGACAGUACUGCAUACUUCCCUUCAUAUAUGUAGACUAAUGAGACUCCCUUUGAGGUAAAGCAAGGGAUGAUGUUUUUUGUUUUUUUUACUUUUUCUUUUCUUUUUUUUGGGUGGGGUGGGGUUAAAUACAUAAAUUAUAGGAUGAAGGGUGAAGUCCCUCUGUUUGAAACUGGUCUGGAAGUAAUUUCUUGGUUCAUUCCUCAUGUUUGCCUCUAACUGUAGUCACUUUCAGUCAUGAAAAUAAAAUUGAAAAGAAAAUAAA